AUGAACAAGUUUAUCAUUUAUAGUUUAGAAUUGUCUAAAAAGAUUUUAAUACUAUCACAUCCAAAAAUGUUAUUCAAGAAUCUUUCCCAACUUACCCCAGGUGCUGGUAAAAACAUCCAAAACUCUUCAUUGCUCCACGGAUCAAACCAUUCCAGUUCCUCUGGAGAAUCAACUAUUGCUCGUAGAGGAUGUUGUGGUGGUCGUCGUAACCGUUCUAAUAAUAUUGAUAUCGAUAUUGAUAUUGAUAUUAAUAUUGGUAAUGGCUACAACUGGUGUUAA
Molecule: messenger RNA, 279 nt
Organism: Cavenderia fasciculata
Lineage: Eukaryota; Evosea; Eumycetozoa; Acytosteliales; Cavenderiaceae
Exons: 3
Coding region: 1-279 (92 amino acids)
Source: RefSeq, a predicted model, not a curated record